GUUUCAGAACACCGGAAGCUCUCGGGUGGCAAACAUGGCGUCAGCGGCGCUGGCGCUGAGGACGCGGGCGGCUGCUUCAGCCCUGCUGAGCACCCCCCAGCCUGCUGCUCUUACAGUCAGAUAUGCAUCUAAGAAGACGGGUGGCAGCUCCAAAAACCUGGGUGGAAAGUCCCGGGGCAAACACUAUGGCCUCAGGAAGAUGGAUGGGGACUAUGUUCAUGCUGGCAACAUCCUUGCGACUCAGCGCAACCUUCGCUGGCACCCAGGCGCCCACGUGGGGCUGGGGAAGAGGAAGUACCUGUAUGCCCUGGAGGAGGGCACCGUCCGCUUCACCAAGGAGGUCUACGUGCCCAACCCCAAAGAUGCGGACGCAGUAGAUCUGGUCACCAGGCUGCCCAAGGGCGCUGUGCUCUACAAGACCUUCGUCCACGUGGUCCCCGCCAAGCCCGAGGGCACUUUCAAACUGGUGGCCAUGCUUUGAGCUCCUGGUGAAGGCCUUUGCACAGAUGACCCAAGGUGACAGGAGAAGAUGGACUGGACCCAUCAGGUCUGGGUGCCGACAAGGCCCUCCGAGGACAAGGCCUCUCGAGCAUGGAAGGCAUUCACCCUGAACAACAGAGACUGGGGUGGCUUCAGAAAAGGCCUCUGGACACUCGACCUGGGCUCCUAAUAAAGUUCACUGCAGCCCUUGGA
Molecule: messenger RNA, 693 nt
Organism: Sorex fumeus (smoky shrew)
Lineage: Eukaryota; Metazoa; Chordata; Mammalia; Eulipotyphla; Soricidae
Gene: MRPL27
Product: mitochondrial ribosomal protein L27
Exons: 4
Coding region: 35-481 (148 amino acids)
Biological process (GO): translation
Cellular component (GO): ribosome; mitochondrial large ribosomal subunit
Molecular function (GO): structural constituent of ribosome
Source: RefSeq, a predicted model, not a curated record